Chroicocephalus ridibundus (black-headed gull) is the source of this 5522-nucleotide messenger RNA. RefSeq names its product mannosidase alpha class 1C member 1 (gene MAN1C1). Lineage: Eukaryota; Metazoa; Chordata; Aves; Charadriiformes; Laridae. The record is from RefSeq and is a predicted model, not a curated record. The coding region runs from base 781 to 2703 and encodes 640 amino acids. Gene Ontology annotation, molecular function: mannosyl-oligosaccharide 1,2-alpha-mannosidase activity; calcium ion binding. The transcript is spliced from 13 exons. Gene Ontology annotation, biological process: carbohydrate metabolic process; mannose trimming involved in glycoprotein ERAD pathway. Gene Ontology annotation, cellular component: endoplasmic reticulum; extracellular exosome; Golgi membrane.
CUGGCGGCGCUGUCGCAGUGAGCGGCAGCGGCGGGCGGUGCGGGCAGCGCAUCCCGGCGGGUCCCCUUCGGCGGGGAGGAGCGGUGGUGAAAAGCAGAGGCCUCUAAGUAGCUUGGUGCAGUUAGGUACUUCCCUCCUGGAUGCUCGGAUGGGCAGGAGAGAGGAGCCGCUCCCUGGAGAGCCCGGCAGGCAGGCAGCCUCUUCCUCCUCGUGAUUUAACGGGGGCUUUGCGAGCGCUGACAGCAGCGAGGGGCUCUCGCUUGUGAGGUGCGCAGGCAGGACUGAGAAGAUUUGUGUCACUGUAGGACCCAGAGUGGCUUGGAUUUGUCAGAGGGGAAUGCUGCAGCAUGAACCCACCGCCUAGAGAGAAGGGAUCGCACCUCCUCGGUGCCGCUCCCUGAGCCAGCCCGACAGCAUCCGUCCGGUGGGGAGCCAGCCCCGGGGGACCGUCGUCGGGAGCAGCCCAGCCAAGCCCUGCCGCUCCGCCGCACGGCUCCGGCGGGAUGCGCUCGCCGCCGCCUUCAUGCCGGAACGGGGGACACUGAACGGCCGCUCCGCGCCCUGCGAGCCACACGGGCAAGGACCCCGGGCAGCGGCGGGGCCCCGCGGCUCAGCCCGCUCCGGAGCCAUCCACGUGUCACCCGCCGGCGGUGCCCGCUGAAGGCGUCCGCUCCAGCCGGUGCUGCGGGGGGGCACCCCUGAGCCUUUCGCUGCAGAAGCCAGGCGGUACUCCCCGGGGGUGGCGGCGGAGCCCGCCCGGCCGCCGCGAUCCGGUGCCCCAUGGUGGUGCUGCGGAAGCUGCCGGGCAUGCCGGGCUGGCCGGCGGCGCUGGGGCUGCGGCUGCCGCAGAAGUUCCUGUUCCUGCUCUUCCUCUCGGGCCUGCUCACGCUGUGCUUCGGGGCCCUCUUCCUCCUGCCCGAUUCCUCCCGCUUCAAGCGCCUCUUCUUGCCCCGCCGGGCCACCGCCUCCGCCGCCUCCUCCUCUUCUUCCUCCGCCUCCUCCUCCUCCGCCUCCUCAUCUUCCACCCGCGACACCGACCUGCCCCGCAGCCCCCCCGCCGCCGCCGAGCCCCGCCACGCUAGCCCCGCCGCCCCCCGCCGCCUCCGGGAGAAGCUCCGCACCGCCGCCCGCAUGGCCGGCCCUCCGGCGCACACCGCGCCGGGCUCCCGGCAGCAGGUGCAGGGCGGCGAAGGGCGAGCCGAGCCCGCCACCGGGGCUCCCUCCGCCCGGGAGACGCGAGCUCCGUUCCGCUUCGACUACCAGCGGUUCUGCCGGAGCCUCCGACACCCGGUGCGGGGCAGGCGGCCCAGCGAGGACCCCGAGACCCGUGCCCGCAGGAUGAAGAUUAAAGAGAUGAUGAAAUUUGCUUGGGAUAACUACAAACAAUAUGCACUUGGAAAAAAUGAACUGCGACCACUGACUAAGAACGGCCACAUCGGUAACAUGUUUGGAGGCCUUCGAGGAGCUACGGUGGUAGAUGCCUUAGAUACUCUGUACAUCAUGGAACUUGAGGAGGAAUUCCAAGAAGCAAAGAAGUGGGUGGAGAAGAGCUUUGACUUGAAUGUGAACGGAGAAGCAUCCUUGUUUGAGGUGAACAUCCGCUAUAUUGGAGGACUGUUGGCCGCAUACUACUUAACUGGAGAAGAGGUGUUCAAGAGUAAAGCUCUGGAACUUGGAGAGAAACUUUUGCCAGCUUUUAACACCCCCACUGGUAUCCCACGUGGCGUCAUAAAUCUGGGCAGCGGCAUGAGCUGGAGUUGGGGUUGGGCGUCUGCCGGAAGCAGCAUCUUAGCAGAAUUUGGUACCUUGCACUUGGAAUUCCUGCACCUCUCGGAGCUCUCUGGCAACCCGGUGUUUGCAGAAAAGGUGAUGAACAUCCGCAAAGUCCUGAACAGAGUUGAGAAGCCACAGGGCCUUUAUCCCAACUUUCUCAGCCCGGUGACAGGGAACUGGGUGCAGCACCAUGUCUCCAUUGGGGGGCUUGGGGACAGCUUUUAUGAGUAUCUCAUCAAAUCCUGGCUGAUGUCAGACAAGAAAGACUCUGAAGCUAAAAAGAUGUACGACGAUGCGCUAGAGGCAAUAGAAAAGCAUUUGGUCAAAAAGUCCGCUGGAGGAUUGACCUACAUUGCUGAAUGGAGGGGUGGCAUCUUGGAUCACAAAAUGGGCCACUUGGCUUGCUUCUCUGGGGGCAUGAUAGCGCUUGGAGCUGAACACGCUGGAGAAGAGAGGAAACAACAUUAUAUGGACCUUGCUGCAGAAAUAACGAACACGUGUCACGAGUCUUAUGCACGCUCAGAUACCAAACUUGGCCCCGAAGCCUUUCGCUUUGAUGCUGGAAGUGAAGCCAUGGCAACCAGACUCAGCGAGCGCUACUACAUCCUACGCCCAGAAGUGGUAGAAAGCUACAUGUACAUGUGGCGGCUGACACACGACCCCAAGUACAGGCAGUGGGGCUGGGAGGUUGUGAAGGCCCUGGAAAAACAUUGUAGAGUAGAAGCUGGUUUUUCUGGCAUCCGAGACGUUUACACCACAACCCCAACCCAUGACAACAUGCAACAGAGUUUUUUCCUCGCAGAGACUCUGAAGUACCUCUAUCUUCUGUUCUGUGAAGAUGACGUGCUGUCCCUGGACGACUGGGUGUUCAACACAGAGGCUCACCCCCUGCCAAUCAACCACACGAACUUUAAAGCAAGCGCGCAGUAGUGAGGCCGUUGCCCAGCGCCCUGCUGCUGCAGCGUCAGCGGGUUGCUGCAUUUCCUUUCCAUUAAAGGAAUUCGCGUUGUUCCUAAAAUGGUAUUUUGGGGCACUAGUCCAAUUCCGGACAGUAUUAUAUUGGGGAGACGAAACCGUGACAUAAGCACCUUCUUUUCCUCUGUGAGGAGCUUUAUUAGCCUGAUAAUGAGAUGUUUAUUCUGGGCCAUAUUGUACACAGUUCAUAGACAUUCCUUUAUACAGAGAAUUUAUAUGAAAUCCACUGACUUUGCUUUAUAGUGGCCAAAGGACCGGAAGUUUGCCAUAAAAUAGACUUCACACACACACAUCCUCCUUUCGUUUUUCUGUUUCAUUUUUGCCUUUUGUAUACUCUUGGAUUUAUCACCUUUCUAAUUAACAGUUUUCAAUAUACAGUGCUUUCUAGAUGGUAGGCUUUCCAGGCUCUUUAGGGAGAACAGGGUAGGAGAAGGAGGAAGGGGAGUUGCCCUUUAUGUGAGAGAGCAGUGGAGUGCCUGGAGCCCUGCCUGGGGGUGGAUGAGGAGCUAAGAGCUUAUGGGUUAGGCCUAAAGAGAGGACAGGUAAAGGUGACAUUAUAGUGGCUGUCUGCUAUAGGCCACCUGACCAGGAAGAAGAGGAAGAUCGGGUCCUCUACAGACAGAUAGGAGCAGACUCAGGUUUGAAUUUGCAGGCCCUGGUCCUCAUGGGGGACUUCAGCCACCCUGAUAUCUGCUGCAGGGACAGCGCAGCAGGACGUAAGCAAUGCAGGAGGUUCCUUGACUGGAUUGAUGAUAACUUCCUCCUCCAAGUGACAGAGGAGCCAACAAAGAGAAGUGCUUUGCUGGACCUCAUACUUUGCCAAGAAGGGGCUUGUUGGGAGUGUGAAGAUCCAAGGCAGCUUUGGCUGCAGUGACCAUGAGAUUGUGGCGUUCAGGAUCCUGAGGGCAGGAAGGAGGGUGAAAAGCAAGCUCACAACCCUGGCCUUCAGGAGAGCAGACUUUGGUCUCUUCAAAGAUCUGCUUGGAAGAGUCCUGUGGGAUAAGAUCCUGGAGGGAAGAGGGGCCUGAGAAAGCCAGUUAAUAUUCAAGAAUCAUGUCAUCCAAGCUCAAGAAGUUCCAUUCCAAUGAGCAGAAAGUCAGUCAAAAAUGCCAGGAGGCCUGUGUGGAUGGAGACCUCCUAGCCAAGCUCAAACACAAAAAGGGUGGAAACAAAGAUGGGUAAGCUGGGAGGACUACAGAAACAUUGUCUGAGCAUCCAGGGCUGACAUUAGGAAAGGUAAAGCCCAAAUGGAAUUGAAUUCAUCCAGGAACAUCUAAGACAACAAGAAGGGCUUCUACUAGAACAUAGGCAACAAAAGGAAGACUAGAAAAUGUGGGCCCACUGCUCAACAAGACAGGGGACCUGGUUACACAGGACAUGGAAAAGGUUGAAAUACCAAAUAUUUCCUUUGCCUCAGUCUUUACUAGCAAGACUAGCCUUCAGGAGUCCCAGGUUCCAGAGACCAGGGGGAAAGGCUGGAGCAAGGAAGAUGUACCCUUGGUGGAAGAGGAUCAGGUCAGGGUAUACUUCAGCAAACUGGACGUAGAUAAGUCCACAGGCCCUGGCCAGUAACUAGCAGAGUGCCCCAGGGGCCAGUACUGAGUCCAGUCCUGUUUAAUGUCUUCAUUAAUGAUCUCUCAGCAAGUUUUCUGAUGACACAAAACUAGGAGGGGUGCCUGAUGCACCAGAGCAUGGUGCUGCCAUCCAGAGGGACCUCGACAGGCUGGAGAAGUGGGCUGCUAAGAACCUAGUGAAGUUCAGCAAGCAGAAUUGUGAAGUCCUGCGCCUGGGAAGGAACAAGCCCGUGCACCAGUAUGUGCUGGGGCACCUGGCUGGAAAGCAGCUUGGCAGAAAAGGACCUGGGGGUCCUGUGGACACCAAAUGGACCAUGAGCCAGCAAUGGGCCCUUGCUGCAAAGGCAGCUCGUGGUAUCCUGGGCUGCCUUAGACAAAGUAUUGCCAGCAAGGCAAGGGAGGUGAUCCUUCUCCUCUACUCAGCGCUGGUGAGGCCACACCUGGAGCACUGUGUCCAGUUCUGGGCUCCCCAGUACAGGAGAGACAUAGACAUACUGGAGAGAGUCCAACAAAAGGCCACAAAGAUCAUUAAGGGACUGGAACAUCUCUCCUGUGACGAAAGGCUGAGAGGGCUGGGACUCUGGAGAAGAGAAGGCUCAGGUAUUUAUACACAUCAAAUAUAUAAGUGUAUAUAAAUAUAUUAAUGUAUAUAAAUACCUGAAGGGAGGGUGCAAAGAGGACAGAGCCAGGCUCUUUCCAGUGGUGCCCAGUGACAGGACCAGAGACACUGGGCACAAACUGAAACACAGGAGGGUCCCUCUGAACACGAGGAAACACUUCUUUACCCUGAGGGUGACCGAGCACUGGCACAGGUUGUCCAGCGAGGCCGUGGAGUCUCCGUCCUUGGAAAUACUCAAAAGCCGCCUGGGCAGCCGGCUCUGGGUGGCCCUGCUUGUGCAGCGGGGUUGGUCCACUUGAUCUCCAGCCUCAACCAUCCCGUGAUUCUGUGAUUCUGUGGUGUCAAAACUGUAACUAAAUCAAAACCUGUCUGCAAAAUUCUUGAUCCUAAUGUAUUUUUAUAUACUUCUUCUGUGCUCUUAAAACACAUGUACCACACAUCACAUCUCAUUUAACUUUCCUUUAUCGUUUUUGUGUUUUUCUACUUUUAUUUGGAACUAAAUGUUAUGAGUCACUUGUAAUAAUUUCACUGCUGUAAUAGUCAAAUCUGUGAAACAGAAUAAAAGUCUUGUAAAAUAAAAA